Molecule: messenger RNA, 875 nt
Organism: Cuscuta epithymum
Lineage: Eukaryota; Viridiplantae; Streptophyta; Magnoliopsida; Solanales; Convolvulaceae
Source: the annotation of a GenBank genome assembly
UGGAGGUAGAGGUGGCGGAAGAGGAAGAGGAGGAGGACGUGGAGGAAUGAAAGGAGGGAGCAAGGUUGUUGUGGAGCCUCAUAGGCACGAGGGAGUGUUCAUUGCGAAGGGGAAGGAGGAUGCACUUGUUACUAAGAAUCUGGUACCUGGCGACUCUGUCUACAAUGAGAAAAGGAUUUCCGUUCAGAAUGAAGAUGUAACCAAGGUUGAGUACAGAGUAUGGAAAUCCUUUCCGUUCUAAGCUGGCCGCUGCAAUUCUUGGAGGCGUUGAUGAAAUUUGGAUUAAACCCGGCGCACGUGUUCUUUAUCUUGGUGUUGCGUCUGGAACAACUGUCUCACAUGUUUCUGACCUUAUUGGCCCUACUGGUGUUGUCUAUGCAGUUGAGUUUUCAAACAGAAGUGGUAGAGAUUUAGUGAACAUGGCAAAGAAACGUACUAAUGUUAUUCCCAUUAUUGAAGAUGCCCGACAUCCUGCUAAAUACAGGAUGUUAGUUGGAAUGGUUGAUAUCAUAUUUUCUGAUGUUGCUCAGCCUGAUCAGGCAAGGAUUCUAGCACUGAAUGCCUCCUACUUUUUGAAAGCAGAAGGGCAUUUUGUCAUAUCCAUAAAGGCUAAUUGCAUUGAUAGCACUGUACCUGCUGAGGCUGUAUUUGCACAAGAGGUUAAGAAGCUGCAAGCAGAUCAAUUCAAGCCAAGUGAACAGGUUACCCUUGAACCGUUUGAGCGUGAUCAUGCUUGUGUUGUUGGCGGUUACAGGAUGCCCAAGAAGCAAAAGCCAACUUCCUAGAUUAGCAGCAACGUCUUAUGUUGAACUCAAACUUUUGGAUUGCUUCAAGGCUUGUAUUGUCUUAUUUUUAUUUUGUGUUUUUUCUUAUCG